Messenger RNA from Coregonus sp. 'balchen', 1537 nucleotides. The record is from the annotation of a GenBank genome assembly. Lineage: Eukaryota; Metazoa; Chordata; Actinopteri; Salmoniformes; Salmonidae.
AUGGACGUGCUUGCUAGAGCGGCCGUUGCCGAGAUCAGUCAACUCUUUUCUGAGAGCUCGGCUGAUUUGCACUUGGAGAUUUCUCGCAGCUACAAAGACAACGAAGCGCUGAAGAAGAAGAUGAAGGGGAUGAAGAGCGAGCUUUUCUCCCUGCGGCUACAACGGGCGAGUACACCGCGGGGCAGUCGUUUUUCUUUCGGCAGAACUUGCUGCAGGCCUCGGGCAAAACUCACAGGUUGGUUCAGGUUCUCGAAAUGCUGCUAGCUGGGCGACCAGUCAAUUGAUCAUAGUAUGUUGGAAGGGGAAUGGUUUUUGACCUUUGCUCUUACUCAUAGAUAAGACACCUGAGCGCCAUGCGGCUGUUAACAGCAGGGAUGAUGCUUCUAUUACAUCCACAGUCAAAAAAGAGGUGUGGCAAUAAUAGCUCAUCACACAUUUCUGACAUAGGCUACUACUACUAUAUAAAUAUUUACAUGUCUGACUGACUGUGUAAAUGUGUGACUGUUUUAUGGUUCAGUGUGCAGUUGUGGAGAGUCCAGAUGUCAUCUUGAUAAAGAAGGAGGAGGGAGCUGAGGAUGACUUUGGAGGAUGUGGGCCAGAUGCAGGUGUGUGGAGGAGGAAGAAGAUGAUGGGAUGGUAUAUAGACAAUUGACAACCAGAUAACUAACAGAUUACAUUAUAAUUUUGUUUUCUGUAGGUCAUGACGAUAUUGGUGGUGAGACUAUUGCCAUGGUGACUCCACAGCUGGAACAUGUCACCCAGAGACUAGGUCAGGAUGAAGGACCGUACAGCAUGAGUGCUCAUGGUCGAGGUGAAGGAGCUCUGUGCAGCGUGAGCGGGUACUGAGAACUACCCUUUCUUCAGAGCCCCAGAACUGCCCCAGAGAUUGCCCUCACACUCUAGUCUGCUGUCUGACCACACUGUCAACCAUCAGAUACAGCUGAACACUCAUUCUAUUGGGGAACCACUGCCAGGCAACCCUCCAAUGAGGGGGGUGCAAAGUGACAGAGGGGGUCUGCCGACAGGGGAUACAGGAGGACGGGGUCUGAAAAUCAUCCAGGUAGCUUCCCUAGAAAGCACCCCAACGACCCCAACAACAACCUUGGCAACAGGGGGUGCGACUGUGAGGCGCCCUAGUCUUGUAAACCAGUUCCAGCGCCACCACGUACCCCACAGUACCAAGCCAUUGCUCUGUAGCGACUGUGGGAAGCGCUUCUCUCGCCGGCUUGACUUGAUCCGCCACCGGGCGGUCCACACAGGAGAGACGCCUGUCAUAUGCAACCUGUGCGGGAACUCGUUUGUCAACAAGACAACUCUGAGGGUCCAUAUGCGCAUCCACACAGGGGAGAAACCGUACAUGUGUUCCCUGUGUGGGAAGGGCUUCACCCAGAAAGGCAGUCUGACCAUCCACCUGAGGACCCACUCUGGGGAGAAACCCUACAGCUGCUCCCACUGUGGAGCCUCAUUCAACAACCACAGCAACCUGCGCAGACAUAUGGUCACACACCUAGAGCAGGCAGGGACGCUGACACUCUGA